UCGUACCUAAAGCGGAAACAGAAGUCAUUCGGCAGAAAAUGUCUAGCAAAGCCUCAUUCGCCGUGUUGUCAAUCAUUGCCUUGUGUCUGGCGUGCGUCCAGGCUCAACCUCUUUUGCAUAAAGGGAGACGUUGCAAAUGCAUCAACACCAUCAACCGGUUACAUCCUUCAAUGAGAAUCAACAAUGUUAAAAUCUUGGUCCAACAGGAUUAUUGUCCAAACGUGGAGAUCAUCGUCAAUCUGCAAAAUGGCAACAAAAUCUGCUUGAACCCAACGUCAGUGAUCGGAAAGAAAAUCAUUAACCUGAUGGAGCUCAAAAAGAACGAAUAAACUGAAUGAACAAAAAUAAUGUUACCGGCCGCAACAGUUAACACGGAACAAAUUGAACGAGACUGAGAAAUGGGAACAGUUAUUCUGCGUGACACGGAAAUAUGAAGACACAAUAUUUUGUUUUGCUAUUUACAGUUUUUAAGCUUAUAUAAUUUUUUCAUUGUGGAUCUCACAAAUCCUAAACUAGGAGACCAAACACCCAAUAAUCUUCCAAAUGACUCAACGCGCUCACAAUGUUUCAUCAUUUCAGUAAUAAAGGGCUGAUUGAUGGCACUGAAGCCGAUCUCCCAACCGUGACUUGAUGAAGCGUUAUAUGAAGUUUUCGUGAUAUUAGUUAGAAACCGACUAAAAAAAAAUGUUCGGUUUUUUUUGGAUGCCACAUCAAAAUGUUGUCUCUGAAGGCUGCUUUGCAAGUUUCCGCUUUAAACAGCCGGAUUGAUGGUCUCCGAGUUUAAAAAAAAGCUAUUUCGGGAGUCAAGAUGUGGUAUUAUAAAUCGGUAUAUUGAUAAUGGCAUCGAUUAGUUCUCAAAAUUGUGUCGCGCUUUGCUAGUGUGGAUUGUCGCCAAACAUUGCCUAACCAGAAGGUUACUUGUGAGUUUGGUCCAGUCGUCAAUUUUUUUUUAUAUAGCAAUUUUAAAGGCAUUUACGCGAAAAAAAAAAGCGGGGGGGGGGUGUGGGGGUGGGAGUGCGGGGUGGGGGGGAAUACAGCUAUUUUUAAUUACUUUCCGAAUCACGGUAAAGUUUUCAUUACGUCAUUUAGAGACAGCUCUAAAAAUGAGUAUCGUUUGCUCGGGUAUGACAAGAAGCAGAGAUGUUUCUGAUGGCGGUUGCACAUCGCUGAAACGUUCUAUUUCUUUACGCGUCGCCGUGCAGGAUUCUUUUAAUGUGUCGGCCAAUAAAAAAAUACAAGAACGAC
Messenger RNA from Callorhinchus milii (elephant shark), 1245 nucleotides. Its product is annotated as interleukin-8. Gene Ontology annotation, biological process: cellular response to lipopolysaccharide; inflammatory response; antimicrobial humoral immune response mediated by antimicrobial peptide. Bases 39 to 329 code for a protein of 96 amino acids. The transcript is spliced from 4 exons. Lineage: Eukaryota; Metazoa; Chordata; Chondrichthyes; Chimaeriformes; Callorhinchidae. Gene Ontology annotation, cellular component: extracellular region. Gene Ontology annotation, molecular function: chemokine activity; CXCR chemokine receptor binding. The record is from RefSeq and is a predicted model, not a curated record.